Lachancea dasiensis is the source of this 1164-nucleotide messenger RNA. The record is from the annotation of a GenBank genome assembly. Lineage: Eukaryota; Fungi; Ascomycota; Saccharomycetes; Saccharomycetales; Saccharomycetaceae.
AUGUCUGACGAAAAUAUCCACCAGUUUAUGGCUUUGUCCAAUGCGCCUUUAGAUGUUGCUCUAGAGUAUUUGGACAAUCAUGCAGAUCUAGGAGAUGCUUUGGAUGCAUAUUUCGCCGCACAGAAUUCUGGAGCACCUGAGCCGGAAGCAUUUACACAGGCCCACAGGGAUCGUUCGAAUAUAAUCAAAGGCGCAACGUCACAGACCAGGGCCUCGCCAGCUCCCAUUAAAGCGACCUCUCCGGGACCCAGAAGGAAUGGGAACUCCAAUCCGAAGUUCAAGAGCUUUUCGGAUAUUCUGAAGGAGAACAACCAAGAUGAAGAAGACGAACAAAGAAACACUUUCGCUGGCGGUGAAACAUCCGGCUUGGAAGUAGCUGACCCAAACAACUCAGACUCGCUGAUAAGAGAUCUGCUUGAGAAGGCCAGAAGAGGGGGCGAAAGAAAUCCUGCAGAUGACGAUAUUUCUCAGACCACACCCAAGCAGAGCCAGUUCACGGGUAAAGGUUUCAAAUUAGGGUCGUCACUAGAAGAACCAGCCCAGGUAACAAAUGACCUUCCCGAAGAAGGUCUUCCUACAAGGCCUUUGAAAGUGACCCGCGAAAUCACUUUCUGGAAAGAAGGGUUUCAGGUAAACGAGGGGGAAUUAUAUCGAUAUGACGACCCUGCAAAUAGCUACUAUUUGAAUGAGUUAAAUCAGGGAAGAGCACCUUUGCGGCUGUUAGAUGUUGAGUUUGGCCAAGAGGUCGAGGUUAAUGUAAAGAAGAGGUUAGAUGAGAGUUUCCAACCACCUAAGCGGAAGCUAGGUGGCUUUAUCGGCAAGGGCCAUCGACUUGGCUCACCAAUCCCGGGAGAGUCCGUUUCUCCAGAACCCAUUGCUCAAACAACGGCCAGUGAGACGGCCAAUGAACAACGGGAGAACAUUGAAGAGCCCAAAGGAGACACCAGUGUCCAAAUUCGCUAUACAAGCGGGAAGAGGGAAGUACUCAGAUGCAGUUCUCAGGAUACAAUUCGGUUUUUGUAUGACCAUGUAAAAAAGGAAACCGAUUCUAACAAGAUCUUCACCCUGAACCACGCAUUCCCUGUCAAGCCCAUAGAAAAUUUUGAGGCCAGUCUGAAAGACGAGGGACUCUGCAAUGCAGUCGUGGUACAGAGAUGGGUUUGA